This is a messenger RNA of Limanda limanda (common dab), 2936 nucleotides long. It is a transcript of the gene tm4sf1, whose product is annotated as transmembrane 4 L six family member 18. The record is from RefSeq and is a predicted model, not a curated record. The coding region runs from base 2053 to 2643 and encodes 196 amino acids. The transcript has 4 exons. NCBI's taxonomy places the organism in Eukaryota, Metazoa, Chordata, Actinopteri, Pleuronectiformes, Pleuronectidae. Gene Ontology annotation, cellular component: membrane.
AUAUGCAGAUUAUUUCUUUAUUUACAAAUCCCAGUAUUAUCCUUUAACAGGAUAUGUGCAUUAUAAUGAAAUAUAAGGUAAAAAUACAGACUGUACAACAGAAGAAAACUAUAAAUUAAAAUAUUGUGCGCACAGAAUUCCUCUCUCAGUUUAAAAUCAUCACAACAUGUUUGUUGUCAGGUUGGUUUGUGGUGUUUGUGUACGAGCUUCACAUUAGAAUCACAUAGACGAGAUAAAUAGACGUGCAGACAGAAUAAUUAAUAUUACAGCACAUGCAGUGUGGAUUGGCUUCUGUGGAAAACAAUGGUUCAGUAGGUAAACAGCUGUUAAGCCUCUUGAAUCCCCGGAGCAGGCGUCUCGGUCGUGUUUCUGUUGCAGAGCAAGUCGCUCCAUGUGGACGCUGGACUUUGUGUCGGCGCUGAUCUGCUUAUUGCUCCUGGUACCGGACGUUUACCACAAAGAACCAUAUUAUGCUCCAUCGCCCAAAAUCACAGACUCUGUUUACUUGUUACUUGUUGGUCCUUAAUUAACGCAGCUCGUUAGUGGUCAGGUCAACUGCACAGUUUAUCUGGAUGUGCGGAAUUCCAGCAGGAUGAAAACUUACUUCACAACUGGGCCACAGCGACACACAUGAAUAGUGUGUGUGGCUUUCUGACACACUAACACAUGUUUGUGUCAUGCUCUGACCCAUUAACCUGCAGAGCUACUGCAUCAGUCUGACCUACAGACGCCGAGACGGACAUCUUAUCAUAGCGCAAAUCUUUACGGGGAAUUUGGAAAAUAUAAGAAACAUUUUGAUUCUACUCCCGUUGUUCAAUGAAAAGCGUAUACGUGAACUUCUGUCGUUCUAAAAUGUUUUCAAUUCUUUUAACACCUUAAAAUUGUACUGAAAUAAAGUUAAAAUAAAUAUCAAAUACAUGCAGAAAGUGGACACAAGCCCUCUUUUUUUUUAAAUCUUUAUUUCUAACCCUAACCCUAACCCGUACAGAUUGAUGUCAAUUAGUGAGAGGUUCUCAGGUAUAAGGCAAAACAAGUGUAAACAAUAAACUUACAUGAUCUGUAAAGAAGAAAAUGUGUCGCACGAGAAGAUCAUGAAAGGUAGUCAUCAGCUAAAUAAAUGAUCAUUUAAGUCGUGUUGGGCAAAAUCGAGGCUUUCAAAUGUGAGGAUUUGUCUCCAAUUUGGGGUUCGGACUUGUUUCUUUCUCAUAUUUCAUUGAAGAUUUGAUCAAAUGAUUAAUGCACUUAAUCAUGCGAUCUGUAAGACAUCAGAAAAUGCUAAAAUGUACAUCUUAAAUUUUGUUUUGUCUAAUUCAUGAUCAAAUGCCAAGAGAUUAAAGGAAGAAGCUGCAACCUGUGAAAUUGUUGAUUCAAUAUUUACCUAAAUGAUGAAUUGUUUAUCGCACGUAUUUUGCUCAUUAGUCACUGAAUCAAUCAAUCCACUAAUUGCUUAACCCCACAAAUGACUAUCUUUGGAUUUUGGACAGUCAAUAAUAAUUUUCCAGAUCUCACCUCCAGCAGUGUGACUUUGUUCCGACCUUUUCUUUAUAUUCUACAGACUUAUCACACACAAUGUAUGAAUUUGUUCUCCAUGUAGGGGAAAGGAUUAGGAAGGAAUGCAGCGAUUAGGUAUUAAACAUGUAAACCCGUUGUUGUGACUCAGUAAAUCUAUAGAGAGCUGAUUGAGGCCCUGCUGGCUCUGAGCAACACAAACACACACACACAAACACACAUUCACAUUCACUUGCUAGAUUUCCCCCCAUUUGUGACUGACCUCUGCGCAGCCAUUGGUCAGCUUCCUUCCUGCGAGUGUUUCCUGGCGCACGUUGUGUCAUGGCAGAACCCCGUCAGUAAGGGAAGCAGCAUCUGUUCAGCCCUAACACACAGACACUCACACACAUUCACCAGCAAACUCCCGUCACUGGUUUUAGUUUCCUGGCUCCACAGCUGCUCCGACCCGUCCCUCCCCUGCCUCUCUUCCUCCGCGGGUCUCCUCGGCCCACUCCACUCCUCAGCUCUCUUCCCUGCGGCUGUGUGUGCGUCUCCGGGUGAACAAUGUGUUGUUCGGUGGGCUUCGCCCGGACCCUGGGUCUGGCACUGCUGCCUCUGGCCCUCUGCUGUAUCCUUGCCAACCUGCUGCUGCUGUUUCCUAUGGGGCAGAUCACCUACAUCCAGGAGGAACGCCUGGCCAGCUACAUCUGGUACUUUGGUGGACUAGGAGGUGGAGGAAUCCUGAUGCUGCUUCCAGCUGUUGUCUUCAUCACUCUGGGGAAAUGUAGCUGCUGCUGGAAUGAGAGUUUAAUGAUGUGCGGCUCCGUGCUGGCAGCUGUCGUCGGCCUCGUUGGCUCCUCCUACUGCUUCGUCGUGUCGGGGUUCGCCCUGGUGCAGGGGCCGCAGUGCUUCACCUCCUUAGGGUGGUCCUACCCGUUCGUAGACCAGGGGGGCAGGUAUCUGCUGCAGCCGGAGACGUGGUCGCGGUGCCUCCAGCCCAUGCACAUCGUGGAGUGGAACGUGGCUCUGCUGUGUAUCCUGCUGGGUUUGGCGGCGCUGGAGUUCAUCAUCUGUCUCCUGCAGCUCGGCAGCGGCCUGGUCAACGCCGUGUGCCGGCCCUGCUGCUACAAGCAGGAGUACAGUCUGAACAUGUAGACAGACACACACACACACUCUCUCUCCUGCACAGACGUACUAGUUGUGCAUGUGAAUAUUAAAAUAGCCUCAUCGCCUGCAGCACCAUUGUGUGUGUGUGUGUGUGUGUGUAUGAGUACAACACAACACACUGUUUAGACACAUUCACACAUGCUUUGUCAUGGACGUCUGCCAACCAUGUCAGCUGUGUGGGAUCAUUUCCAAGUUUGCCCCGGUUAAAGUGGCAAAAGCAGUUUGCAGUCAUCGCUGUUUGUGUGUGUGUGUGUUUGUUUGUAGGUGUGUGUGUGUGUGUG